Molecule: messenger RNA, 1254 nt
Organism: Lactuca saligna
Lineage: Eukaryota; Viridiplantae; Streptophyta; Magnoliopsida; Asterales; Asteraceae
Source: the annotation of a GenBank genome assembly
AUGCGACUGCAACUCCCAAAAGAUUCAGUGUUAUGCUCGAUGCUUCUCAACAAAAUCGAUCCAGGUGUCAUCGCUCCUAUCUCAUACAGAUUUAGGGCUUUCUUGGUUCAAGGCGCUCAUAUAGCAAAUGGAGGUCCUGUUUCUGAUUUUGAUGAAAGAUGGAUCACUUUUACUGCAAUGGAGAUUGUAGAGUCACAUAACUCACCUGCACAAAAUGCAGUGAUUCUUGUUUUCAAUAGGACUGUUGAGUCUGGGCUUCAAAAGCAUCAACUGGGACCUAGGCAAAUCCAUUUAAACAAAAUGAUCCGUAUAAGAGGAGAUGUGACCCAAAGAUCUGGAGUUUUUUCUCAAUUACAGCAAGUGAAGUAUGAUUGUAACAAAUGUGGAACAGUUUUAGGGCCUUUUAUCCAAAAUUCUUAUUCAAAAGUGAAAGUUGGUUCUUGCCCAAAAUGCCAAUCAAAGCGUCCAUUCACUAUCAACAUUGAGCAGCCAAAUAUGCAGUCCAAAUUACAAAACGAGGGUUUAGAGUCCAAACAAUUUUGGGAAAUUUUAGAUGGAAAAUCUAAAUACCCAAGUCAGAAAAUUGCUAGAGAUGUUGACAGUGAUCCCCAUUUGUUCACAUGCACAUUUUCAAAAGGAGAUCUCAAGGUCACUGAGAUAUACAACUUCAGCCAGGAUGAUUUGAUGACUGAAGAUAUAUUUAUCCUUGAUUGUCAUUCCAACAUCUUUUUUUCCUAUAAAAAAACUUUGGCAUAUGAAGACGCUUCGGAGGCUGGAAAUCAACUUGAGUUGUCUUUUUAUGAGAAUUUAUUGGAACUUCUGGAGUUAACAAUGUCAUCAAACACAGCUGAAACUGUGAAAAGAGCCAAAGAACUGAUGGAAUUAGGAGUUUACCCUACGGUCCUCAUGUCUCAAAUGGCUACACUUAUUAUGGACAUUAUUGCUGGAACAUAUCAAGUAAUUGAAGCUAGUGCUGACUCAUUGUUUGAUGGUAGAAGCUCCUCGGAAUCCAUACGAGACACUGGAGCAGUUGCAAGUUCUCGGGCUGCUGAAAUUGGGCUUGAUAUUCUAGCACAAACAAUCCAGACGAGCAUUGUGUUUACAUUAGAAGAAGACCCUAGGGUCUUGUUCAAUGCUUUAGCUGUGUUUGCACUAAGGGAGAUCAACUUAUCAAAAGUAACCUUCUCAACAACAACAUUCUACUUAAGCAGGUGAGUAAUCAAAGAUUAAGGGAGACUUGUAAUAAUGUUUGGC